AUGCCGCCUAAAAAGAGCAACACGGCCAAGAAGUCUUGUGGAGGUUCUGCCCGGAAACUUUUGGCACCUGCCGGCUCUCCUCCGGUGCCCGCAGGAUCAAAAUCGUCCACGCCAUCCUUAGAGCCAGAGGACGCUAGGAUUCCGGAAGAACACAGUAUAUGGUGUUUGAUCUGUCUCGAUGGCGCGGAAGGUGACGUUGUACUCUUUGAAUGCAACGCCUGCCCCCGCGUCAUGUGCAGCAAAUGCAUUGAGGUGCCCAAGGCGCACGUCGAUGCCGUCCAACAUCCGGACGUUAAAUUUUUAUGUCUUUCUUGUCACUCAUUGCGGACGGUUAAGGAGCCCGCGCCAUAUUUUGGCUUCUACCAUAACGUUUUGCCAGAGGAAGGAGGAACGCCUCUACUCCCAGGCUUCCUACAGCUCAACGGCAAGUAUGAGCUGGCGUCCAACUCCAUCUUGGCAGCCACACCCCUCGCCAUCGUCCAUUUUUCCCUUGGCGGCAAGGACGCAAUCUCCACACCCGUUCCACUCCUCUCGCAUUACCUCGACAAGUACUACCCCAGCGGUGGGUUUCUGUACGUCGAGAUCUCGUUCGACAUCGUUUCGUAUACGAAGAUCGACAAGUACACCCGCGACCAGGUCGAAACGGUUGCUAAGCUCGUCCGUCACCUUGGCUCAACUGGUCGGGUCUUUGCGUUUCUCUCCAACCAUUCGGAAGAAGACAGCGGUUGGCUCUUUGCAGGGAAGGAGGGUCAAGGUGAUGGAGAGUAUGUUGCGAUGCAAGUUCAGCAUGUUCUCUCUACAGUGUUGAAGCCCUACGCCAGGAUCCUCAAGUCCGCACACUUCGUCUUCCUGGUCUGCGGUUCUGUGGUGGCACACGAGACGCCCUACACUCAGCUCAAGGAGUCCGUUCUUCAAUUCAACUUCGCAUCUGCAAUUAUCUUUCCCGCAGCUCGCUUUCAACCCCUUGUCACCACUAAUUUCUUGGUCGCCAUGGCGGAACUUGUUGCGAUUGAGCAACUCAACAUCCGCACCGUAUUUCCGACCCUCCUUAGUAUGUCAGGCGGUCUCGGUCAACACACCAGCGUCAUCCUGAUGACUCCUGUCAACAUUGAUGGUUGCUGCAAGCUGGAACUCACUACAUUCGCGCGCGCUCACACUCAGACUUCGCCUUGGGGCAUUCCUAUUCCUGCGCAAUGCCCCCAAUGUGGCUCUACCAAGAGCUGGGCUGAGAGGGUUGCUGUGACAGUUUCUGAUGAGAAUCACGACGCGCACGCCUCACACCAAGUCUCUGUUUGCCAGUACAUCUACACAUGCAAGUACACCAACUGUGGUAGCACGCAAAAGUUGCCAUGCUACAAGUUUUCUGUCACCAAGCCUCCUGGGUCCAUCAUCAACAGCGCCAGGACCAAGAACUGCGCUUGGUUCAAGUCGCCUUCUACUCAUUUUGUAUCUCAGUCUUUACCUGACUCUACCCAAGGCAAGCGCAAGAAUGAGACAGCGCCUCCUGGGACUGCAAAGAAGGCGCGCAGGUGA
Molecule: messenger RNA, 1533 nt
Organism: Suillus clintonianus
Lineage: Eukaryota; Fungi; Basidiomycota; Agaricomycetes; Boletales; Suillaceae
Exons: 4
Coding region: 1-1533 (510 amino acids)
Source: RefSeq, a predicted model, not a curated record